Diabrotica balteata is the source of this 1229-nucleotide messenger RNA. The record is from the annotation of a GenBank genome assembly. Lineage: Eukaryota; Metazoa; Arthropoda; Insecta; Coleoptera; Chrysomelidae.
GAGUUUAGAUAUCUUAUUUUUAUUGCACAAAAAAGUUUACAAAAGUAAUUAUUACAAAAUUAUCUAUCUAGGUUAGGGAAGAGUUAGUUACAUCAGUUGUUCGGUGGUUACAUAUUACAUGCUUUUGGGAAAGAAGGAGAAUGGAGGAUGGACUAUCUUUGUAUCUUUUAACUUAACCUUACAUUUAUACAUAAACAGUAACAUGAAUAUUGCUGUUGCUUGUAACCAAAUGAAUUAUUAAUUAUCAGUUCAUUAAAAUGCCACAAAAAAUUCAGAUACGUCUCGCUACUCACAGGGUAAAUCCAUCAGUUGCUCCAAAUAAAAGAUAUCCAAAGAUAUUUACUCCAGGAGAAGUUAUAACUACCCAAGAUGAAUUUAUGAGAGGUCAUGGAACAUAUGAAGAGAAUGGAGGACUAAAAGCUUCAGUAGCAGGUGUAAGAGAACAAGUUAAUAAUCUUAUAUCAGUAAGACCUCUCAAAAGUAGGUAUAAUGGAGAAAUAGGUGAUGUUGUAGUAGGAAGGAUUACAGAGGUUCAGCAAAAAAGGUGGAAAGUAGAUACCAAUUCAAGACUGGACUCAGCUCUGCUAUUAUCUUCAGUAAAUUUGCCAGGUGGUGAAUUGAGGAGAAGAUCAGUGGAGGAUGAACACAUGAUGAGGCAGUUUUUACAAGAAGGUGAUCUUAUAAGUGCAGAAGUACAAAAUGUAUUUUCAGAUGGAGCUUUAUCUUUACAUACAAGAAGUUUGAAAUAUGGAAAGCUUGGACAAGGUGUUUUGCUAAAGGUAUUUCCAUCUUUGAUCAAGAGAAGCAAAACACAUUUUCACACUCUACCCAUAGGAGCAAGCAUUAUAUUGGGAAACAAUGGGUUUAUCUGGAUAUCUCCAAUUAUUGUCAAUUCUGAAGAUAGCGUCGGAGGCUUCAUACAAAAUUUGGAAGAGGUAAUUCCAAGGCAAGAGAGAGAAAUAAUAGGACGGUUAAGAAACUGUAUCUUGGCGUUAACACAAAGCAAAAUGAUGUUGUAUGAUACCAGCAUUUUAUAUGCUUACGAAGAAUCCUUGAAAUAUACUGUACCUGAACUACUGAUACCAGAAGCGAUGGUAGAUGUGGCUUUUUUAACACAACAUAGAUUGUGUAUGCUGGAAAUUGAAUAGUGAAGCUUUGAUGUUUAUGAAUACAACCUACAGACUGAAAAUGUUUAUUACUAUAUUUUUUUUUUAUUUUUCACUAUGUAC